AUGUUGUUGCGAAAAGGGCCACAACGAUGGCUGGCCGCGCUGCUCGCCGCUACCAGCCUGGUCCCGGCAGUCCAGGCCCAAUUCUACAAGAUCGGCACACCAGACGAGAUCCGCCAGUCGGCGCGAACACUGGCCUACGAUAUGAUGCUCUACUACAAGGGAAACCAGUCCGGUGAGACGCCCGGUAUCCUGCCCGGCCCGCCAACAGAACACAAGGGCGACUACUACUGGUGGGAAGGAGGGGCCAUGAUGGGCCUGUACAUUGACUACUGGUUUUUGACGGGCGACACGAGCUAUAACCCUGUGAUCAUGCAAGGCAUGCAGCACCAAGUUGGCCCCGACGCCGACUACAUGCCCCCCAACUACACGGCUUCGCUCGGAAACGACGACCAGGGCUUCUGGGGCAUGUCAGCCAUGCUGGCCGCCGAGAACAAGUUCCCGAACCCGCCGGAUGACCAGCCGCAGUGGCUCGCCCUAGCCCAAGCCGUUUUUCAGACCCAGGCCGCCCCGGACCGCCACGACAAUACCUGCAACGGCGGGCUCCGCUGGCAGGUCCCGCCGACGAACGCGGGCUAUAACUACAAGAACACGAUCGCCAAUGCCUGCUUCUUCAACCUCGGCGCCCGCCUAGCGCGCUACACGGAAAACUCGACGUACGCGGACUGGGCGACCAAGACCUUCCAGUGGCUUUGGGACGUGCAGUACAUCGACCACAAGGACUGGCGCGUGUACGACGGUGGGCACGUCGAGGCCAACUGCACAGACAUCAACAAGGCGCAGUUCAGCUACAACGCUGCCCUCCUCCUGCAAGGCGCUGGCUUCAUGUACAACUAUACCAACGGCAGCCAGAUCUGGAAAGACCGCAUCGACGGCCUGCUCACCGGCAUCGAGCGUGACUUCUUCCCCGACGGCAUCGCCUACGAGCUUCCCUGUGAGGGUCGCCAGGGCGCUUGCACGCCUGACAUGUUGACCUUUAAGGGGUACAUCGUCCGAUGGCUCGCGGGUGUAACCAAGGUCGCACCGUACACGGCGCCCCUCAUUAUGCCACUGAUUCAAAAGUCGGCCCAGGCCGCUGUUAACCAGUGCACCGGCGGCGAAACGGGGCGCAAGUGCGGGUUUUACUGGUCUGGUGGCGUUUAUGUCGACACAGCGGUCGACAAGACGACCGGGGCUGGCGAGGCGAUGGAUGCUCUGGCCGUGGUAUCCAGUCUGCUGAUGCCAGAGGCACCAGCACCGGCGAACAACAAGACCGGCAUCAGCCGCGGUGAUCCAAAUGCGGGCAUGCGCAGUUCGGGCACGGGACAACCGUUGGGACCCAUUACCACAGCUGACCGGGCGGGCGCCGGCAUUUUGACGUUGUUGUUGCUCGCCGGUGUCGUGGGGCUUUGGGGAUGGAUGAGUUAUGAAACAUAA
Messenger RNA from Dichotomopilus funicola, 1413 nucleotides. Its product is annotated as glycoside hydrolase. Bases 1 to 1413 code for a protein of 470 amino acids. Gene Ontology annotation, biological process: fungal-type cell wall biogenesis; carbohydrate catabolic process. The transcript is spliced from 2 exons. NCBI's taxonomy places the organism in Eukaryota, Fungi, Ascomycota, Sordariomycetes, Sordariales, Chaetomiaceae. The record is from RefSeq and is a predicted model, not a curated record. Gene Ontology annotation, molecular function: mannan endo-1,6-alpha-mannosidase activity.